AUGCACCACUGGCCUGCGCGGUCUUUUUCUCUUUAUCCAUCUCGCCGACAACCUCGACAACCAGCCAUUCGAGCUCGACAACAACGCCAAACGCUCCAGGAAGUUCGCCAACACAUUCUGAGCAACCAUGUCUCAUCGCAAGGUUCGCUGGCCUACCUCCCGCGUAAGCGCGCCGCCCGCCACCGCGGCAAGGUCAAGUCCUUCCCCAAGGACGACGCCAAGAAGCCCGUCCACCUGACGGCCGCCAUGGGCUACAAGGCCGGCAUGACCACGAUCGUCCGCGACCUCGACCGUCCCGGUGCCAAGGCGAACAAGAAGGAGGUGGUCGAGGCCGUCUCGAUCAUUGAUACCCCCCCUAUGAUCGUUGUUGGUCUUGUGGGCUACAUCGAGACCCCCCGCGGCCUGCGCUCGCUCACCACCGUCUGGGCCGAGCACCUGAGCGACGAGAUCCGCCGCCGCUUCUACAAGAACUGGUACAAGUCCAAGAAGAAGGCUUUCACCAAGUACGCCAAGCAGCACUCCGAGUCCUCGGGCGCCUCCAUCACCCGCGAGAUCGAGCGCAUCAAGAAGUACUGCACCGUCGUCCGCGUCCUCGCCCACACCCAGAUCCGCAAGACCCCUCUCACCCAGAAGAAGGCCCACUUGAUGGAGAUCCAGGUCAACGGCGGUUCCAUCGCCGACAAGGUCGACUUCGGCUACGGUCUGUUCGAGAAGCCCGUCACCAUCGACUCCAUCUUCGAGCAGAACGAGAUGAUCGACGUUAUCGCCGUCACCACCGGUCACGGAUACAACGGUGUCACCUCCCGUUGGGGCACCAAGAAGCUUCCCCGCAAGACUCACAAGGGUCUGCGCAAGGUCGCCUGUAUCGGUGCCUGGCAUCCGUCCCACGUUCAGUGGACUGUUGCUCGCGCUGGUCAGAUGGGUUACCACCACCGUACCUCUGUCAACCACAAGGUUUACAGAAUCGGCAAGGGCGACGCCGACGACAACGCCUCCACCGACGUUGAUGUCACCAAGAAGACCAUCACCCCUCUCGGUGGCUUCGUCCGCUACGGUGAGGUCAAGAACGACUUCGUCAUGGUCAAGGGCUCCAUCCCCGGUACCAAGAAGCGUGUCAUGACCCUCCGCAAGUCCAUGUUCACCCACACCUCGAGAAAGGCCCUCGAGAAGAUCGACCUCAAGUGGAUCGACACCUCGUCUGAGUUCGGACACGGUGCUUUCCAGACCCCCGCGGAGAAGAAGCAGUACCAGGGCACCCUCAAGAAGGACCUUGCUGCCCAGUAAAGGAUCGGUUCUUCACUUUCAUUGUAUCAUGGUCAUGGCAUCGGUGUAGAGGGUUCAAGUUACUAUUCGGAUGGUUUGGGACACCUUUGAGGUUAAAAUGAGUGCCGAGAAUUCAAAAGUCAAACCAAUGAUACCUAGAUGACC
Molecule: messenger RNA, 1428 nt
Organism: Colletotrichum destructivum
Lineage: Eukaryota; Fungi; Ascomycota; Sordariomycetes; Glomerellales; Glomerellaceae
Product: Putative large ribosomal subunit protein uL3
Exons: 5
Coding region: 1-1284 (427 amino acids)
Biological process (GO): translation
Cellular component (GO): ribosome; cytosolic large ribosomal subunit
Molecular function (GO): structural constituent of ribosome; RNA binding
Source: RefSeq, a predicted model, not a curated record